AUGAAGUGGAGCGUGCGGGGAGCUUGCGCCGCGCUCUCCAGCUGCCUCCUGCUCGCCUGCGCCCUCAGCGCCGCCGCCGUGGGCCUCAAGUGCUUCUCGCUGGGCUCCGAGCUCAAGGGCGAGCCCUUCCGCCUGGGCACCGCCGCCGGCGCCUUCUACUCGGGGCUGCUGCUGGCCGCCGGCCUCUCGCUUCUCGCCGCUGCGCUGCUCUGCUGUCGCCCGCCCGACGAGGCGCCCGUGGCGCCGGCUCCGGCACCGGCCCCACCGCCGGCACCGGCCUCCGCUUUGGCCCCCGCCGGGGACCCGGACCCGGCCAGCGGCGGCCCCGGCGGGGCGGAGGCGGCAGCCGCGCCGUCGGGGCCGGUGGAGAAGGCGUCGCCCGGGGGCCGGCAGAACUUCCUGCUUCUGGGGGUGCUGGUGUUCAUGCUGGGCGUGCUGAGCGCCUUCGCCGGCGCCGUCAUCGACGGCGACACCGUGUCGCUGGUGGAGAGGAAGUACUCGCAUUAUUGCCUGCUGCAGCCCGGCACCGCGGCCCGCCCGCGGAGUGGACCCGCGGCCCCCGACGGCACCGCCGCGGCGCUCCGCUGCCAGAAGCUGCGGGACUACCAGCAAGGCUUGGUGCUCUCCACCGUUUUCAACGCGCUGGAGUGCCUCCUGGGCCUGCUUAACCUGCUUCUUGUCAAGAACUACAAGGCCGCGCAGCAGCGCGGACGGAGGCGGCGGCGGCCGAGCGGCCCCGGCGGCGGCAGCAGCGGGCGGGCGGCGGCGGCGGCGGGGGGCGGCGGCGGUGGGCGGCGAGCGCCGCGCCACAGCCAGGGCUCCCUCUUCUCCGGCGGCGAGCCCGAGCUCAGCCCCGGGGACUGCCCCUUCCAGGCCGUCUCCUACAUCAACGUGGGCGUCUUCCACGUCUUCGACGAGGCCGGCGUGGAGGUGCACUGUGGCGGACAUCCCUCCGUCGAGCUGCCCGGCUACUCGCCCAUGGACCCCGAGCUCAACGCCUCCUAUCCCUACUGCUACCCUCUGCCCAGCGAGCAGCCCCCUGCCUACGAGGAGAUCUACCCCGGGGAGCCCUGCGCUCACGGCACUUAGCGCCUGCCGCCGCCGCCGGGACGCCCGGCUCCCCGCCGGGACCCCGGAUCGCCGUGACGGCCGGGAGCGGGCCCGUCAGCGCUUCGCAGCCGCGGGGCUCGGGGACAGUUCUCGCACCACCGACGGGAUGGUCCCGCCGUCGCGGGCGCAGCGGGACACGGGCGGCGUGCCGCCGUGCCUCUGGCUCUGCGGAAGCUUCUCCUCCCUCCCUCCCUGCUCUCCUCUUGCUUCCCCUCCUUCCCUCCCCCACACCGACCCUUCGUCCGCCGGCGGCUGAAUUUUCCGAAGGCUGCGCAAGAAACGCCUAAGGGUUGGUUCCUCCCGUCGCCUCUCCUCUGUAGCCAAGUUUAGUUCCCUUCAAGUGAUUCAUCAGUCUCCAGCUUUAGCAGUCCAGAGUUACCCAUUUAUGAUAACCAGCCAGUGUAAGGAAAAGGUGUCAUGAAGCUUCUUUACCUCUCAAAAGAGCUAAAUUUCUAAACAACGCAGAGACAUUUGUGUCACGUUUACUAGAGGUGUAUUGGGGAUCUUUAACGUUUACACUACUCCUUGGGAGAAUUGAGUUCUGUUUUAAGAUUUAGUGAGUUAAAACAUUCGUUGGUCUUGUAAGAUGCACAUUGAGAAAAACCUGCACUUUGAAAAAGAAACAGGAAAAAAUCAACAACGUUUUUGUACACUAACGUGCCUGCUUUUGUUGAUAACUUCUUACUGUAAAAGCUUUCAGAAGUCUAUAGUGAAAAUGUUUGGUAAAUUCACUGCAGUUUAAAAUUGAUGAUUAGUUCCUUUACUAAAAUAACUGAGAUGUUGCUAGGAUAUGGCAGUUAAAAAGGAAGUCCAAAUGUAGUACACAUUCCUUUUUGUAAACAGGUUCUGUGUUUUUAAUGCAAGGCAGGAUUUCUUUUUGUUUUGCACAGGUGAAGGGUAUAAUUCUAUUUUGUACAACUACAUGGUUUACCUUGUAAAGAGUUCCAUUUUACCUGUUACAAUUCAUCAAUCUGGUAAGCUUGAAUAUUAAAAGUUUUAUUUGAAAAAUAUAUAUAUUGUAAACAGCCUUAACUGGUGCAGUAGUCACAGUUU
Camarhynchus parvulus is the source of this 2163-nucleotide messenger RNA. RefSeq names its product transmembrane protein 271 (gene TMEM271). The record is from RefSeq and is a predicted model, not a curated record. NCBI's taxonomy places the organism in Eukaryota, Metazoa, Chordata, Aves, Passeriformes, Thraupidae.